UAGCUACAUGGAUUUGGACCAACCUGAAGCUUCAGCUAAUCCUGAACUGGAAAUAGUAGCUAAGUAUCAAGACUUACAAAUAGUUGGAAAACCUGAUGAUCAGAUUAUAAAAGAUGCGUUCAAUAUGUGUAAUGAAUGGGCCUACCAAGACCAAAGAUGGAGACCAAAAUUAAUUUCAAUUUAUCAAUUUAGCUUAUACAUGGUAAAAGAAGACGAGGAAACUUUAAAAACCUUUAAAAACUACGUAAUGAGUUUUGGGUUUCCAGAAUCAUCCAAUCCUGGAAGUUGGAUAGAUUUACCAAUAUUUAGUGAAGUAUUUAAAGACUAUUGUAGUAAAUUGGGUGUAUCCGUUGAAAAAUUCGCUCAAGAAAGGAAAGAUGCAAUGAUAUCACGUAUACGAAAUGAUAAUAAGAUAAUAAAAGAUGUGUUCAACGAUUGUAGAGAAUGGUUCGGUCGCGACGGACAAUUAAUUAUUAAGAUUUCAGACUAUAAAUUUUGCUCUUACAUGGAAAACUCCGUAGACAAUUAUGAUGCCAUUAUGAAUUACUUAACGAGUUUUGAUUUUCCAGAAGAAUUCACAUCAACAGAUUGGAUAGAUUUACCAAUAUUUACUAAAGUUUUUCAAUGCUAUUGUAGUAAAUUGGGUGUAUCCGUUGAAAAAUUCGCUCAAGAAAGGAAAGAAGCAACAAUAUUAAGGAUACAAAAAGAGAUGGAAAUGAAGCGUAUAGACAUGGAAACUCGUAUGAGUAAAGAAAGAGUAAAGAAAGCAGUAAUGAAAUUAAAGAAUGGAGAAUGA
This is a messenger RNA of Adelges cooleyi (spruce gall adelgid), 796 nucleotides long. RefSeq lists its product as uncharacterized. The record is from RefSeq and is a predicted model, not a curated record. Lineage: Eukaryota; Metazoa; Arthropoda; Insecta; Hemiptera; Adelgidae. The transcript has 6 exons. Bases 8 to 796 code for a protein of 262 amino acids.